Messenger RNA from Ictalurus punctatus (channel catfish), 1733 nucleotides. Its product is annotated as zona pellucida sperm-binding protein 4. The record is from RefSeq and is a predicted model, not a curated record. Bases 9 to 1538 code for a protein of 509 amino acids. The transcript is spliced from 11 exons. Gene Ontology annotation, cellular component: egg coat. Gene Ontology annotation, molecular function: acrosin binding; structural constituent of egg coat. NCBI's taxonomy places the organism in Eukaryota, Metazoa, Chordata, Actinopteri, Siluriformes, Ictaluridae. Gene Ontology annotation, biological process: binding of sperm to zona pellucida; prevention of polyspermy.
GUUGCAACAUGGCAUUGAAAACAGUCUUAAUUUUGCUGUUCUGUUGCAUUGAGUUGUUUAUGGUGCAACCUUUUAAGGAUGGUAGUUUCAUGACUGAGUCUUUUGAUUAUACUUUCCAAAAUAAUGAAGACUUUAGAGAAGGCCAUGUGUUUGUGCAGUCUGCAGACCCCGAUCAGGAGGCUUGGCUCAGACAUCCCCAGAAGUAUUCUGUCCUUUGUGGUAAAGAUGCUGUCAAAGUAAUUUUGCCUUCGGGUCCUCUUUCUGAGGUGAAGGUUUGGGGGUCAUCCAUUGUGGACCCGGUUCUAGAGGCAACAGAAGAAUGUGGCUACUCUCUGACAAAGGAACAGGGGAACAAUGUUAUUCAUGUCGGAUUCUCUGGCUGUCAUGUCACUGUUGAGGAUGGCAGAUAUACUCUGUGGCUGCUGUACCGUAGUAACAUGGGACCUGCUGAAGUUGUCACCAUGUCCUGCCAUGCCAACUCUGACAUGGCAUUGCAAAAACUCCGGCUCCCUCGUUCAGAUGGCCAAGAUGACUGUCCCCCAGCUCCAAUGCCACCUGUAACACCAUAUCGAAAGCUGCCUCAGAGCUACACACAAGGAGGCUGUGACAUUCCUACUAGCCAAAGAUUGCACUGUGGGCCUUCUGGAACUAAGGCUUCUGAGUGCAUGGCCAAAGGAUGCUGUGUGAAUGUGACUGAUUCCUCCUGUUACUACCCAAUGGAUAGAUGUACAGCUGAUGGGCAGUUUGUGUUUACUAUUUACUCUAAUGUCACAACUAUCCCUGUGAGCCCUAAAAGCUUGUAUGUAGCAUCCAAGAACCCCUGUAAACCUGUCCAUGCUACUGAUGAAUUUGCCACCUUCAAGUUCUCAGUGACUGACUGUGGGACAAAGACAUAUAGUAUUGGCGAUACCACCAUUUACAUGGCUGAAGUGCGGCCAGCCAUCAGGGCACUUAACGUGAAGUAUGGCGUCAUCACCAGGGAUCACCCUGUGAGGUUGAUGGUUGAGUGUAGGUACUCAAAGAAGAGCCCAACAAUGAGGGCAAGUACUGGCUACAUGGUGAUGAACCCAACUGUGCCAGCCUCUGUGAGGUCUGGUGGACUACAUGGUGUUCAGCUCAGGAUUGCAGAUGAUGAGACCUUCUCUUCUUUCUCUCCAAGUGGUCAUCUGCCAUUGAAGGUUCUCCUGGGUAGACCACUGUACCUGGAGGUGCGAUUAAAUUCUCCCAAACCUGAGGCCACAUUGCUCGUAAAUUACUGUGUGGCCUACACGCGCUCUGCAACGAAUGCCUUGGUUCUGCUCUAUGAAGGGUGUCCCAACCCUGAUCUUUCCUCUGUACAGUCUUCAUUGCUCCAUGUGCUGGACCUGCCACAGACUCCUUACCAGCGUCGCUUUGUGGUGACUGCCUUCCAGUUCAUGAACGUCGCCACCCAAAAAUACAUCAACGAGGAGAUUUACUUUAUGUGCUCCACCGAAGUGUGUAUGCCUUCUGAGACUCCAUGUCGUAAGACAUGCUUUGAUGGGAAGAUGCUAGACUGAAAGCCUGGGCUGCAUGACUGCAUUCUGCUUCUGACUUUGAACCUGCCACUCAUUGCUAAUUCUGUGGUGAGUGUGUUGCAUAUGAACCCUAACACACUGCACUUUCUUCCUUCUUUCUAGCCAUAACCGCUUCUUUCCAGUCAAAGGUGGACACAGCUUUCAUUAUUCUCAAAAUUAAAGCUUCAUCUUUUUAAA